Molecule: messenger RNA, 309 nt
Organism: Clunio marinus
Lineage: Eukaryota; Metazoa; Arthropoda; Insecta; Diptera; Chironomidae
Source: the annotation of a GenBank genome assembly
AUGUUGACGAUUUACACACACCAAGAGCUUUAUGUUCAAAAACUACCUACAGAUUUCAAAAGAAAGGCUCAGCACAUGUAUCUAUCUGAUUCCACCCAGCCAGGCGCUGUUUUUCUCAUACAAUUUAUCUGUGAAACAAAACUUUACAUGAAUCCAAACGAUUUUAUAAUUCCAAUCACAAACUUUCCAGAGUACGAUACUUUAUUAGUAAAGCUGAUACUUUAUUUUGAAGUCCUUGAAGCUCAUAAGGUGUUCCACGUCUACCACUCAAACCUCAUACAAUUACAGAAUUGCAAGCACUUCCACUGA